Molecule: messenger RNA, 2083 nt
Organism: Durotheca rogersii
Lineage: Eukaryota; Fungi; Ascomycota; Sordariomycetes; Xylariales; Xylariaceae
Product: putative ferroxidase
Exons: 6
Coding region: 206-2083 (625 amino acids)
Biological process (GO): cellular response to iron ion starvation; reductive iron assimilation
Cellular component (GO): high-affinity iron permease complex
Molecular function (GO): ferroxidase activity; copper ion binding
Source: RefSeq, a predicted model, not a curated record
CAGCAGCCACUAUUCACCCCGACCCCCAGCUCUAGGUACUCAAUAUCAUCCGAGGUCCACCUCCUAUCCGCUGAGAGGAACACCGGCGCACAUUCUCUUUCUCUCUGUCCUGUAUCGUCUCUCCCCCCCGAGGGUCCCGUCGCACCCUUCUUCUUCUUAUCCUUCUUCGCAAACCACCAACUACUAACUACUGCAGGUGCUCGCCAUGGUUUCUCUCCUCGGGCGUCUCGUCCCUCUUGCGGCGUUGACCACCGCUCUCCUCCGUCUCUCCAGGGCAGCCACCAUCACCCACGACUUCAACGUGACCUGGGUGACGUCGAAUCCCGAUGGCGCCUUCGAGAGAGCUACCAUCGGGAUAAACGACCAAUGGCCGAUCCCUCCCAUCGUCGCCAACGUCGGCGACAACAUUGUCAUCCGCGUGAAAAAUAAGCUAGGCGACCGGCCCACCUCUCUCCACUUCCACGGCCUGUUCAUGAACGGGAGCACUCACAUGGACGGCCCUGCCCAAGUAUCGCAGUGCUCGAUUGCCCCAGGCUCGAGCUUCACUUACAACUUCACGAUCAACCAACCGGGCACGUACUGGUACCACUCCCACACUAACGCGCAGUACCCGGACGGGCUGAGGGGGCCGCUCAUCGUCCACGACCCGGAGUCUCCGUUUCUGGACCAGUACGACGAGGAGAGGAUCCUGACCGUCUCCGACUGGUACCACGGCCAGAUGACCGACCUCAUCGCCGGGUUCAUCAACAAGGCCAACCCCACGGGCGCUGAGCCCGUGCCCCAGGCGGCGCUGUUCAACGACACUCAGAACCUCACGGUCCCCGUCGAGCCCGGCAAGACGUACCUCUUCCGCGUCGUCAACAUGGGCGCCUUCGCCGGGCAGUAUCUCUGGUUUGAGGGCCAUAACAUGACCAUUGUCGAAGUCGACGGCGUCUACCACCAGCCCGCUGUCGCCGAGAUGAUCUACCUGUCGGCCGCCCAGCGCUGCAGCUUCCUGGUCACGACCAAGAACGAGACCACGGCUAACUACGCCUUCGUGGCGAGCAUGGAUACGACUCUCUUCGACACGAUCCCCGACGGCCUGAACUACAACGUCACCGGCUGGCUGGUCUACGACGAGGCCCGGCCGCUGCCCGACCCGACCCUGGUCGACGAGCUCGACCCCUUCGACGACAUGACCCUGAUCCCGCACGACAACCAGCCCCGCCUCGGGGAGCCGGACAGGACCGUCCAGCUCGACGUCGUCAUGGACAACCUGGGCGACGGCGCGAACUACGCCUUCUUCAACAACAUCACGUACAAGUCGCCCAAGGUGCCGACGCUGUACACGGCCCUGACGGCGGGGGAGCUGGCGACGGAGGCGGCGGUGUACGGGUCGUUCACGAAUGCGUUCGUGCUGGAGCGCGGCGAGGUGGUGCAGGUGGUGGUGAACAACCUGGACACGGGCCGGCACCCGUUCCACCUGCACGGCCACCACUUCCAGGCGCUGCACCGCUCGGCCGACGACGCCGGCACCUUCGCCGACGCCCCCGUCGCCGAGUCCGACUUCCCCGCCGUCCCCAUGCGCCGCGACACCCUCGUCCUCUACCCCUCCGGCAACCUCGUCCUGCGCUUCCGCGCCGACAACCCCGGCGUCUGGCUCUUCCACUGCCACAUCGAGUGGCACGUCGCGUCGGGCCUCAUCGCCACCUUCGUCGAGGCGCCGCUGGACCUGCAGCGCUCGCUCGCGCUGCCGGCGGACCACCUGGAGGCGUGCGCGGCGCAGGCGGUGCCGACGGCGGGCAACGCGGCGGGCCGCGCCGGCCUCGACCUGACGGGCGAGAACCGCGCGCCGGACCCGCUGCCCGCCGGCUUCACGGCGCGCGGCGUCGCCGCCCUCGCCCUGACCUGCCUCUGCGGCCUGCUCGGCGUCGCCACCAUCGCCUGGUACGGGCUCGCGCCGUACGCAGCGCCGCCGGCCGCCGCCGACGCGGACCCGGGUUCCGUGCGGCUGGGCGCCGCGGAGGAGCUGCAGACGAGCCCGAGCCGCGGCACCGAGUUGCUCGUGGGUGCGUCGUCGGCGGGGGCCGGGAGGGCGCGGUAG